AUGGUUGUGGCCAACCAACCGGACAUCGUGAUCAUGAAUAAGCAGCAGAGGACAACGAUUGUGAUCAAUAUAGCCAUCCCCAAUGAUGGUAAUUUUAGGAAAAAGGAACACAAAAGGGCUCAAGGAAGAGCUGGAGAGAACCUGGAUGAGCAGCUGAUGCAGGAGGUGGAGUCAAUGCUGGCGCUGGGAGUCAUUGAGGCAUCAACAUCAGAGUGGUGCAGCCCAGUCAUCAUUGUUUUUAAGAAGGACGGGUCCUUGCGUGCCGCUGGAAGCCUCCAGCCAGCCUUUCGAACAUCUGCCGGCCUGUAUCAAUUUACAGUAAUGCCGUUUGGCCUGCAUGGUUCCCCAGCAACCUUCCAACACCUCAUGGACAGGGUUCUUCAGGGCUGUGAAGCAUUUAGUGCAGCUUACCUAGAUGAUGAGGUGAUUUUCAGUGGCACAUUGGAAGAACAUCCCAAACACUUGAAAGUGAUAUUGGGGAAGAUCAAGGAGGUCCAAGGGCUGGAGAAGAGAGUGGGCUUCUCAGAUCUGGCCCCGGUGGGCUCAGCAAUGAAGACUCUCCCUUACGGCGUUCAACCUGGAGGAGCUGUUAAGCCGCCGUAUCAAACCCGAGUCUUCUCAACCUCCUUCGAUCAGACGCCCAUGAAAGCCAAGCCGCCAACAUACAGUUUCUUCAACCCGUAUGAUGCGGCCAGGAACCAGUCGCUGCUGCUGGACCAGACAGGCUACCGCUCCAAGCGUAAACCUUCGCUGAAGACGGCAAUGAAAACUAAGAAGAUCUUUGGCUGGGGCGAUUUCUACUUUAACGUCAAGACGCUCAAGUUCAGCUUGUUGGUGACGGGGAAGAUCGUGGACCACAUCAAUGGGACGUUCACCGUUUACUUUCGCCACAAUUCCUCCAGUCUCGGGAACGUGUCGGUUAGCAUCGUACCGCCGACCAAAGUGGUGGAGUUUGAGGUCCUCCAGCAGCAGCAGUUCCUGCACCCUCACUCCCAGCAGGAAGUACAGAUCCAGGAAUCCCAUCAAUCCACCAUCGACCCCAAAGAAAUUAAGACAUUCAACUGCCGAGUGGAGUACGAGAAAACCAACAGAUCCAAGAAGCCCAAGCCCUGCCUGUACGACCCGUCUCAGACGUGCUUCACUGAGCAUACCCAGUCCCACGCUGCCUGGCUGUGCGCUAAGCCCUUCAAAGUCAUCUGCAUCUUCAUCUCCUUCUUCAGCAUCGACUACAAGCUGGUUCAGAAGGUGUGUCCGGACUACAACUUUCAAAGUGAGCACCCUUACUUCGGAUAA
Molecule: messenger RNA, 1293 nt
Organism: Nerophis lumbriciformis (worm pipefish)
Lineage: Eukaryota; Metazoa; Chordata; Actinopteri; Syngnathiformes; Syngnathidae
Source: RefSeq, a predicted model, not a curated record